AUGGUUGACAGCAGCGUCGCCGGUAAAUCCAAGGUAUUUCCUUGUCAGACAACCGACCAAUUACUACGUCCUGCCACGCCCGUCCAGGCAGGCGGCUCAAUCGAGAAUAAGCCGACCAAGGCUCGUGUUCAGUACCAGUUUCGAGACAUCGGGAAAAGGCAGGUGGUGCACUAUCACCUUAAGAACUGGAACGAAGGCAACCCUCCCGAGCCGAUGAACUUCCUCAAAGUCCUGAAAACGAUCAGGGAACGCAAAUUCAGCUCCAUGCAGUAUGAAGAUGGCGACGAAAAUAGGGUCCUAGUGCACUGCAGAGAUGGAGCGAACUGCAGCGGCGGCUUCAUAGCUGUGUGGAAGCUGAUGGACGACGUUGACCAAAACCAGAAGCCAAAUGUCUUCGCAACUGUGGAGAAACUGCGACACCAGCGCAUGCUCGCCGUCCAGACUCCGAGCAUGUAUUACUACGUCCAUAAAUGCAUCGACCUCUACGUUGAAAACAAGAAAAUUUUCAGUGAAGAACGACACGGUAGCUGAGGGACAAAUUUACGAAUGUUGAGACAUGGCAGGCGCCAGAAUAUUUUGUUGCAGUAUAACUUUGGUUUCAAUGAAAUUUCUACGUAUAAUGUUUAAAUUAUAUACACAAAUAAUUCUUUCUUGGACAGGUAAUAUUAAACUGAAAGAGAAAAUGAUUUAUUAUCUUUUAACUUGAUUAUUUCACUGAUUGUAUUGGAAAACAGAGGAAACAGGAAGCAAACAAAUAAUUAAUAUUAUAAAAACAAAAAGUCAGGGAAAAUAAUAAAGUUGUUAUUUCAGUUCAGAAUUUAAUUUUCAGAAUAGCUAGUUUGGAAAAUAGUUAUCGUUAAAUAAUUUAUGAAAAUGAAUUAUUACUAGAAAAAGGCUAAUUUUUUAAGGUUGAGUAUUAAUGUAACAAUUUCGGGCGAUGAAUUGAUCUAACGAUUCACUCAAUUAUUGUCGCUUAUUUGUUCGUACGUAUACAAACCCAAAAACUAAAUAGAUAAGAAAUACGAUAAGUCCGAUCGUUGACUGCUGAUUAUUGAUAAAAUUAUUAUUAUAUGUUGCUGUUGA
Messenger RNA from Hyalella azteca, 1083 nucleotides. RefSeq names its product tyrosine-protein phosphatase non-receptor type 9-like. Bases 1 to 531 code for a protein of 176 amino acids. NCBI's taxonomy places the organism in Eukaryota, Metazoa, Arthropoda, Malacostraca, Amphipoda, Hyalellidae. Gene Ontology annotation, molecular function: protein tyrosine phosphatase activity. The record is from RefSeq and is a predicted model, not a curated record. Gene Ontology annotation, biological process: protein dephosphorylation. The transcript is spliced from 5 exons.